Messenger RNA from Poecilia latipinna (sailfin molly), 1217 nucleotides. Its product is annotated as ras-related C3 botulinum toxin substrate 1-like. The record is from RefSeq and is a predicted model, not a curated record. Lineage: Eukaryota; Metazoa; Chordata; Actinopteri; Cyprinodontiformes; Poeciliidae. Bases 322 to 933 code for a protein of 203 amino acids. Gene Ontology annotation, molecular function: GTPase activity; GTP binding. Gene Ontology annotation, biological process: small GTPase-mediated signal transduction. The transcript is spliced from 7 exons.
ACAUGGACUCAAGAGAUGGAGUUUGUAUUUUUUUUAUCUUCCCAAACGUCACGUUGGGUUGUAUGAACACUUCUUAUUUUAGACAUGGCCUCUGCCGUUCAACCGGAGAACAGUAAACGUGAAAUGAAACGUUGUUGAUUUUUUCUUUCAUUUUUUGGAACUUUUUCUUCUUCUUUAUCCCCCUCUUCCAAUUCUUCUUCUUCCGCUAUUAGAUCAAAAUCUCGUGUUUGCUGUCAUCGGAUUUGAGAUGAAAAUCUGACCAAUCAGAACUGUUACCUUGUCCAAGUUCUCGCCGUGCUGCGUUCAUGGACCCGCCAACAAAUGGAAAUGCGGAAAUUGACGUCAUACCGUUACACAAUGCAGACGGUAAAGUGUGUGCUGCUGGGGGACGGGGCUGUGGGUAAAUCAGCCAUGAUCAUCACCUACACCGCAGGCUUUCCUAAGGAGUGGACCCCGUCAGUGAUGGACAAUUAUAAAGUCAGUGUGACGGUGGACGGGAACGAGGUGAACCUGGAUGUGUGGGACCACAGCGGAUUAUCCGACUAUGACCGGUUAAGACGCCUGUCCUUCCCACAGACGGAUGUGCUCCUGCUUUGCUUUUCCCUCACCAGUCCAUCAUCUUUUGAAAAUGUGCGAAGCAAGUGGACCGGAGAGGUCAGAGAUCACUGCCCCGGAGUGCCAGUCGUCCUGGUGGGCACCAUGUUGGACCUCAGAGACGACACAGACAGGAUAGAAAAGCUGAAAAAGGAGCAUCUCUCUCCCAUCACCUAUGACCAGGGCCUGGCCAUGGCUGAAGAAAUAGGUGCGGUGACAUACCUGGAGUGUUCGGCUCUGACUGAGCAAGGACUUCAGGCGGUGAUUGAGGAAACCGCCAGGGUGGGCCUGAACGCCAAACCCGCUAAAAAACCAAAGCCAAGCUGCAGCCUGUCAUAAUGCAGAUGAUCCCUUUUAUAUGUUCAUGAUUUUAAAAACAGGGAUGUUGUGGCUGAGGCCAGCAGAGCGGAUUAAUGAGAGUGAAUGUUCUGGAACUCAUGAAGUGAAGUCUAGAGAAAUUUAAACCACCUGUGCUUAGGCCUGUCACGAUAACAAAUUUUGCUGAGCAAUUAAUUGUCUAAAAAGUUAUUGCGAUAAACGAUAAUAUGCCUGCGAUAAUAAUAAUGCCUGCGAUUUCCUGCCAUAGAUAGAUACACUUUAUUUUCAAAAGAACACAUAACACU